Molecule: messenger RNA, 627 nt
Organism: Aureobasidium melanogenum CBS 110374
Lineage: Eukaryota; Fungi; Ascomycota; Dothideomycetes; Dothideales; Saccotheciaceae
Exons: 3
Coding region: 1-627 (208 amino acids)
Source: RefSeq, a predicted model, not a curated record
AUGGGCACCCGAACUGCCUUCUUCUACGGCACCCUGAUGGCCCAAGAAGUUCUCUACAAUGUCAUCUUCGGCCCCACAGGCAGCAGGUACAACAUCCAAAACGUCAAACCGACCCCGGCCAUCCUGCACAACCACAAGCGUUCUCGCGUUAAGUACUGCGAUUACCCCGGCGUCAUCCCCCAGGAAGGCCACUCCGUCCGCGGCACCUACGUUACUGGCCUAACAGAUGGCGACAUAUACCGUCUCGAUAUGUUCGAGGGUCCACAGUACAGUCUCCGAACCGUGCGUGUGCGUCUGCUGAAGACCGAAGGCGAUGAAGUCACCGGAGAAGGCAAUGUCGAGGGCGAUGAGGUGGAGACUCAGACCUACAUCUGGAUCGACAGCCUUGCAAAACUCGAAGAUAAGGAAUGGGACUACGCUGCUUUCAGAAAGGAGAAGUUGGCCCUAUGGUCUGGCGGCGAGCCUGAGCAACAAGGCUGGGACGAUGGAGAGAAGCCCGAGGAGAGCGUCGACGCUACUGGCGGUAGAUUCGGCAAUGGUCAGAUUGCUCAAGAUCUCAGCAAGGAACACGAGAAGUUGAAGCAGCAGGAGGGCAACGCAGGCGAGCCUUUGAAGAGCGCUGUCUGA